AUGCAGCCUGGCACGAUGCAAGCCGGCGACACCGGACCGCUUGGUGGGCGUAGGGCGGGGUUUCGUUACCACUCGUUUGAGAGCAAACAACAGGUAUCCACGGGGGUGGGCUUCCCGACGUUGCCAGCUGUCAUCAUUUCAGGUUGUGCGCCGGCGCCCAACAACGACGCAUUGGCCAACGCAACACGCGCGCUUCUGCCAAAACCGACUCAGCCUUUCCUGUGCCCUGCCUUGCCUCCUCGCCACCGCCACCAUCCCAUCGAAAUCAUCGUCACCAUCAUCACCACCAUGGCCUCUGCAUCUGCACCCGGAAAAUGGGCUCGCGUCUUCAAGGUGUCGAUCUACCUCAAGAAGAAGGACGACAUCUCGGACCAGCAGUUCUCCGACUACUAUGCCCAGACGCACGCCGCCCUCGCUGGACCCGUGCUGCUCAGGCACAACUGCAUCUCCUACACCCAGUUCCACCACAUGACCGAAAAGGCCAGGGACUCGAUCACGUCCAUCUUUGGACCCGAUGCGCUCAGCCCGCAGAACCCCAUGCAGCCCAUCGCCUACGACGGCUGCUCCUCGUUCGUCUUUGCCUCCAUCGACGACGCACGUGGCUUCUUCCACGACCCAGAGACCGCCCAGAUCCUCGGCCCCGACUCGGUCAACUUUACCAACACCGCCACACUCCAGGUCGCCAUCGGAGACGAGUUUGUCGCCAUUCAGGACGGCAAGCCCGCCGCAUGA
Messenger RNA from Moesziomyces antarcticus, 732 nucleotides. RefSeq names its product dimeric alpha-beta barrel protein. Lineage: Eukaryota; Fungi; Basidiomycota; Ustilaginomycetes; Ustilaginales; Ustilaginaceae. The transcript has 3 exons. Bases 1 to 732 code for a protein of 243 amino acids. The record is from RefSeq and is a predicted model, not a curated record. Gene Ontology annotation, molecular function: oxidoreductase activity.